Phaeoacremonium minimum UCRPA7 is the source of this 1032-nucleotide messenger RNA. RefSeq names its product putative exoglucanase 3 precursor protein. Gene Ontology annotation, biological process: cellulose catabolic process. Lineage: Eukaryota; Fungi; Ascomycota; Sordariomycetes; Togniniales; Togniniaceae. Gene Ontology annotation, molecular function: hydrolase activity, hydrolyzing O-glycosyl compounds. The record is from RefSeq and is a predicted model, not a curated record. The transcript is spliced from 4 exons. The coding region runs from base 1 to 1032 and encodes 343 amino acids.
AUGAAGUACUUGACUAGUGCUGUGGCGACUCUGGUCGCCACAGCCCUCGCAGCACCAACUGAGACCGGUCAGGAGGUACCCCGACAAGCCGGGUCUGCCUGUUCUUCUGCUGUUACUCUUGACGCCAGCACCAACGUCUUCAAGAAGUACACUCUUCAUCCCAACAAGUUCUACCGGGAUGAGGUCAACGCCGCUGUCGAGCAGUUGUCCGACUCCAGUUUGGCUGAUGCUGCCAAAAAGGUUGCUGAUGUCGGUUCUUUCUUAUGGAUCGAUACCAUUGCGAACAUUGCAAAGAUCGAACCUGCCGUCGCCGAUGUGCCAUGCACCAACAUCCUGGGUCUCGUCAUCUAUGAUCUCCCAGGCCGUGAUUGUGCUGCUAAGGCAUCCAACGGUGAGCUAAAGGUUGGUUACCGUGAUGGCGUUGCAUAUGCCAUCAAGAAUCUUAACCUCCCCAACGUCGUCAUGUACCUCGACGCUGGUCAUGGAGGCUGGCUUGGCUGGGACGCCAACCUGUCUCCUGGUGCAAAAGAGUUGGCCAAUGCCUACAAGAAUGGCGGUAGCCCUAAGCAGCUGCGUGGCUUUGCCACCAACACAGCUGGCUGGAACUCCUGGGAUCAGAGCCCCGGCGAGUUUGCGAGCGCUUCGGACGCCAAGUACAACAAGUGCCAGAACGAGAAGAUCUACGUUGAUACCUUCGCGCCACUGCUGAAGUCGGCCGGCAUGCCCAAUCACGCCAUCAUCGACACUGGCCGCAAUGCCGUUACUGGUCUGCGCAAGGAGUGGGGUGACUGGUGCAAUGUCAACGGUGCCGGCUUUGGUGUCCGCCCUACAGCUGACACCGGCGAUGAUCUCGCUGAUGCUUUUGUUUGGAUCAAGCCUGGUGGUGAGUCCGAUGGCACAAGUGACAGCAGUGCUACCCGCUACGACAGCUUCUGCGGAAAGGACGAUGCUUACAAGCCCGCCCCCGAGGCAGGUACCUGGAACCAGGCCUACUUCGAGAUGCUUAUCAAGAAUGCUAAGCCCUCUUUCUAA